AUGGCUCAACGAGCCGAUACCUCGUCGUCACCCGCUGCGACGUCGCCUGCUGCUCCUCAACCCCUCUCUCGAGAAGGACGAACCCUUCCAAGUCGCCAGCCGUUGAUGAGGAAGAAGUCAGCCCAGGACCGGAUCAAUGAAAUCCUAGAGGGCGCUCGAGAACGCGCCGAAUCAUAUGGCCCGGACACGUCUCCCGGUAACCUCAGCCCACGGCUACAACCGCUGCUGGAUUCAUCGUUGCGCGGACUGAAUUAUCUUUCCACCAACGCUUCACCACGCACCGGUUCCCCGCGUCUGUCGCCGUCGAUUCCGGAGGAGAAUGGCGUCGGUAAUAUCGAUGGCGCGGUGACAGCGCAGCCGCAACAGCAACACAUCCAUUACUACAAUGGCACGCAGACGAACCACUCGACGCGGAGGCGAUCCACCCGACAGUCAGCCCAGGAGCAGGGCCGGUCGGCGUCGCAAGCUGAUGAUGGGACGACGGGGAGAAGACAUGGCGAAGAAGAAGAGGAAGGUGGUUGGAAGAAGACGUUGAAGUAUUUCAGGAGCAUAGAGCUCGAGAACAAGGGGAGUGUUGCGAGGGAUCACUUGGCGUUGGAACGGACGUUCCUUGCCUGGUUGCGCACGUCAUUGGCGUUUGCCUCGAUUGGGAUUGCGAUUACUCAACUGUUUCGGCUGAACACUUCGUUGGCGGAUGAUGAUCACCAGUCGUAUACGCUGAGGCAUUUGGGGAAGCCGCUGGGGUCGACGUUUUUGGCGGUUAGUAUUUUGAUUUUGUUUUUGGGGUAUAAUCGGUAUUUGGAGAGCCAGGCGUGGGUGAUUAAGGGGAAGUUUCCGGCGAGUAGGGGGACGAUCAUCCUGGUGUCGUUUAUUGCCUUUGCGGUGACGGUGGCAAGUUUGGUUGUGGUUAUUGCUGUGCAGGGGGAUCAUUGA
Podospora anserina S mat+ is the source of this 933-nucleotide messenger RNA. RefSeq lists its product as uncharacterized. The transcript is spliced from 2 exons. Bases 1 to 933 code for a protein of 310 amino acids. The record is from RefSeq and is a predicted model, not a curated record. NCBI's taxonomy places the organism in Eukaryota, Fungi, Ascomycota, Sordariomycetes, Sordariales, Podosporaceae.